Molecule: messenger RNA, 1987 nt
Organism: Paramecium primaurelia
Lineage: Eukaryota; Ciliophora; Oligohymenophorea; Peniculida; Parameciidae
Source: the annotation of a GenBank genome assembly
AUGAAUUCUUAAAAUUAAAGUUACUUAGAAUCAAAAAAAUGGAAGCAAUAUUUAAAAGAAUAUGAAGUUGAUAAGUUAGAUAAAACAUCAUAAAAACUUAUAAAGACUAAAAUACAGAUCAUAAUUACAUAAGAUAAUUAAAUUAUCUAUUUAUUAGAUGGUGCAGUAUUAAGAAAGUAAAUAAAUAUUUUUAAUUAACUCAAAGUGAAAUACUUUACGAUAUUUCUGAUAAUCUGGAGAUUUUGAAAAUUUUUGAAUUAAUCAAAAAUUUUAAAUGGUUAGGUGAAUAUGGAAAUAACAAAAGAAAAAUAGGUAAAUGGUAAGCUUUUUGGAAAGGAUAACUUUUAAAUUAAGUUGGUGGGUACUAUGAGGAUGGUUAAAAUCGGGUUUUUGGAAAGAACUAAUUGAUUAUUAUUGGGUGUAUAUUAAAUCUUAUCUUAUAAACUAGUUAAGCUCAAGUCUAUAGAAUUGGAUAGUUUAUUAGUAGUAAAAAAAUAGGAGCAUGGAAAUAUGUUUAUAAUAAUAAAAAGAUAUAUUUAUUGAAAUAAAUAAAACAAAUAGUGGCUGAGGAUCAUACAAUAAGGGAAUUUAAAAGAAUAGCAAAUGGAUUGAGUUGAGAGAUGGAUUUUGUAGUUUAUCAUAAAUAGUUUAUAAUGGAGAUUAUAAAUAUAGUAAAAAGGUUGGUAGAUGGUAAACUUUGUAUAGGGAAUAAAGAAAAAGAUAAUUUCGGAAUAAUAUAAAUUGUAAUUACUAGAGUAUUAGUGGUGGUGGAUUAGAUGAUGAAAGGGUUGAAGAUUCAAUAAAGAUUGGCAGGUAUAUAGAAUUGAGUGAUGGGUAUAAUUUUUUGUCUGAAGUCACUUAUAAUGGUGAUUAUUAGAAUGAAAAAAAAGUUGGUAGAUGGGAUACUUUCUUCAAAUUUGGUGAUAAAGGAUUUACAUAGAUGUUGAUAUUAUUAUAAUUAACAGUAAAUUUGCAGUGGCGGUGGAUUAUACGAUGAUUAAGUAGAAGGAAGUUCGAUUAUGAUUGGUAGGUGGAUUGAGCUGAGUUGUGCAUUUAAAUUUGAUUCGCAAGUCAUUUAUAAAGGUGAGUAUAAAAAUGGGAAUAAAAUUAGUAGAUGGGAUAUUUUAUUUAGAGGAGAAAAUAAUGAAGAAUUUAAAUAGAUGUAAAAUAUAUAUGUUUAAUUAUGUAUAAAUUAGCAAUGGUGGAGGAUCAUAUCAUGAUCAUGUUGAAGGAAGUUCAAUUAAGAUUUGGAAAUGGAUUGAGUUGAAUGAUGAAUUUAUUUGGAGCUGGUAAAUUACUUUUAAUGGCGAAUAUUAAAAUAAUAAAAAAGUUGGUAGAUGGGAUAUUUGGUAUAAGGAUUAAGAGACAAAAAUGUAUAAAUAAAUGUAUGGAGUAAAAAAUUUAUUUAUAGUGGAGCCGGAUCAUAUCAUGAUGAUGAAGAUUCAAGUAAGAUUGGAGAAUGGAUUGAAUUAAGUGAUGAAUCCAAUUGGUAUUGGUAAAUUACUUUUAGAGGAGAAUAUAAAAAUAAUAAAAAAGUUGGUAUAUGGGAUACUUGUUUUAAAGAUUAUCAAAAAAAAGAAUUAAAAGAUGUAUGUAGUUUAAAUUAAUUUCUAAUGGAGGUGGAUCAUAUAAUGAUGAAGGAAUACAGAUAGGGUAAUGGAUUGAAUUGAGCGAUAGGUCUAAUGCAAAGUUUUUGAUCACCUUUAAUGGUGAAUAUAUUGAUGGUAAAAAGGCUGGAAGAUGGAAUAUUUAUUGGAAAAAGAAUAGUGAAGAUAAAUAAAAUGAAAAGAUUUAUUAAUAAUAAUUUUUAAGUAUAAGUGGUGGUGGAAUAUAUUAUGAAAAAAUGGAAGGAUACUCAAUUAAGAUUGGUAUAUGGACUGAAUUGAGUGAUGAAUCUAAUUAUAAUUGUUAACUCACAUCUAAUGGCAAAUAUGAAAAUGGGAAAAAAUUUUGGAAUAUGGAGGGAAAUGUAUAGAAAAUGAAAUGA